Dunckerocampus dactyliophorus (ringed pipefish) is the source of this 1888-nucleotide messenger RNA. RefSeq names its product parathyroid hormone-related protein-like. Gene Ontology annotation, molecular function: hormone activity; peptide hormone receptor binding. Bases 303 to 791 code for a protein of 162 amino acids. The record is from RefSeq and is a predicted model, not a curated record. The transcript is spliced from 3 exons. NCBI's taxonomy places the organism in Eukaryota, Metazoa, Chordata, Actinopteri, Syngnathiformes, Syngnathidae. Gene Ontology annotation, cellular component: extracellular region. Gene Ontology annotation, biological process: adenylate cyclase-activating G protein-coupled receptor signaling pathway; osteoblast development; bone mineralization.
CUUCCACUCUCCUGCUACUGGCCUUACUGCCGCGGCUGCUGCUGCUGGGCGACUAUCUUUAUUGCUCUUUUUUUUUUCUAUUGGGACCCUGGGGAGAAAUAAAUAGCCCCCGCACUGUUGGGAGGCAAAUGAAUGCAAAAGACUGGAGGGGAAUUUCCCCGGGCUGCCUUCAGACCAAUGGAUACGCACACAAGUUGUAACCUGGCCACCUCACUCCCACACAUUUCUGAUUACAGCAGCAACAAGAUCAUCUUUUAAGGAUCUUUGGCGGGUGAAAAGUCAGCGUAUCUGAGGGAGGAAGGAUGUGCUCCGUAGUCUUGCUUCAUCAGUGGAGUCUGGCUGUGUUCUUGCUGUGUUCCCCGGUGUCGCCUUACGGGAGGACGCUCGAUGCACUCGCUAGCAGAAUGAGGCGGUCGGUGAGCCACGCCCAGCUGAUGCACGACAAAGGUCGCAGCAUGCAGGAGUUCAAGCGCCGCCUGUGGCUGCAGGAGCUGCUGGACGAGGUGCACACGGCUGACGAGCAGACGCUGCCCGUGCAAAACAGGACCCCCAACUUCAGCGGGAACGACCUCCACCUCCAGAAGCCCCCGGAGGCCACCAAGAACCUUCCCCACAGGUUGAGGCCGGACCAGGACGGCCCCAACCUGCCACAGGAGACCAACAAGGUGCUGGCUUACAAGGACCAGCCGCUGAAGGUCGCCACCAAGAGGAAAAAAAAGGCCAGGCUGGGCCGGCGCCGAGAUGGCGACAAGAAGCGGAGGCGGGCGCGCUCGGCCCGAACUCGAGGCUGAGAGACUUGUGGACACACCAGAGCGGCGCUGCACUAAGACACUGACACAAACCGGGGCUCCUUUUGCGGCCUUUUGCUUGUAUGAUAGAUUUGGUUUGUAUUUUUUGAGGGCAAACUCACACCCACCAACACCUCUCAGCUCCAUAUUUAUUUGGACAACCUUCACAACCAUCACCUUGAACAAGCCACCAUAAUUUAUUUCCUUUUUGAAAGUCGAUAUUUAUUUUGUGAAUGUAUUGUGGUGCUGCUGACCGAAUCCCAUAAUGCACUUUACUUCUUUCACGGACAUGGAUGUUCUUUUGUGGUCGAUGUUUGGUCUCCACGGUCCUGCUUGCCUUUGCCCACCAAAGAUCUCUUGUGGAUGUAAUUUAUUGGAUGCCUCGUCCAACCCACACUCAUCACGGCAUAUAGUUUAUAUUUUUAUAGAACGCAGUCCGAGUCGGGGACUGUCACCGUCGUUUCAUGUUCUUGACGUGCACUGAAAGCUUAUUAAUGUACAUUCAUGUCCAUUAUUAUUCAUCACGCAUUAAAAAUGUAGUCUUAAGGAACCUUUGUGGUGCCCUUCUUUGUCAUGUCCCCGCUUCUCAUGGAUGACCGUCACUGAUGUAUGGUUGCCUUUCGUCUCGUGAUCAAAUUAGUCUAUCUCAUGGAUAGAAUUGACUUACACCUGAAACAGAUCAACAAAUACUGUAACUUCCCUGGUCAACUAUUUUUGGUUCAAACCGUGAUAAAUGUUGGUUUUUCAGAAAUCACUCCACAGAUCACCAGUAAAAUAAUCACAAUGUAAUCUGUUUUAGUUACUUUCUUAGGAUUGGCUCCAAUGAGGUGCCGUGAUUGGAACAGAGUAGAAAUAUUUAGAACAUUACGUGAGGAAAAAACAUUCUUAAUCAGUUGAACGAAAGUGACAUGGCUCUCACUGAAUAAAAACAUGGAAUAGCAACACUUCUUUGCUGUUUUGUGACUUCUUGGUAGUUUAGGAGGAUUUGGGUGCAAAAAAAUGUGCGACAAUUAGAAAAAAAACAUUCACACAACAAAAAAAUAUAUUUUGGGGGUUCUUCCAGAAAGGUUUGAUUUAAAAAGAAAAUCUGUUUAAUGAAA